Molecule: messenger RNA, 771 nt
Organism: Odocoileus virginianus texanus
Lineage: Eukaryota; Metazoa; Chordata; Mammalia; Artiodactyla; Cervidae
Source: RefSeq, a predicted model, not a curated record
AUGUUCACCUUGUACAAAGUAAUUCCAAGUCACAGACUGGAGAAGCCCCGGGACCCUUCACCUGAGCCCCAGCAGGGGGGGCCCUGUCCCUGGGCUGCUGGGGGGCAGCGUGGACGGCCCAGGCACACGCUGGCAGGAAAUCACCGCAGAGCGGCGCCGGCAGCCCAAGAGCUGCGGCAGGACCGCGGCUCAAACCCUCUGGGCCCCUCGGAGCCUGGGACACCCGGCCCGGCCCUGCGGCGGCUGCAACGGAGGUCUGCUGGGCAAAAAGGGGAAGGUGCCGUCUGGCGGGUGGACACGCCUCCAGGGAACACAGCCGCCUUGCCCAGGCCGCUGAGGGGUCCACCGCCCAGGCUGGGGCUGCAUCCUUCGCAGCCCACUCUCUCCCUCCGCACCGCCUCCCCAGUCCCCUGCCCCUCAGCCACCACCAGACUCAUGAGCCGUGACUGGCCUGCAAGCUACCUGGCAGCUCGGUGCGCCACUGGCCUCAAACCCAGGCCUGCGGGACCCAGCAGCCAGGCCGCCCUGCGGCGUCUCCCCUCCAAGGAGGCCAGGCGGCAGGGGCCUUUCCUCCCCGGAGGGUGUGGCCAGACCCGGGCCAGUCAGGCUGCGGAGCAGGUCAGUCAUCCUGGGGAGGGGCAGCGUCGCCCUUGGCGCGAGGUGGGAAUGGACGGCACUUCCCUGAGCCCCUCCCAGCGCCCUCGCCCCCGGGGAUCACCCGCGGCGCUCCCGCGCCCCGCUGCAGAGCUGAGCCUGAGGCCGCGGGGGUGA